AUGACUGCACCAACUCCGCCGGGUGUCAAAACGGUGACCGCCGAUAAUGGAUAUCAAGCGAUGAUUGAUGCGGAAACCGUCGAUGAAUUCGUGCAUUCUCAGACGACAAGAAAAGAGGCGAAAUAUAAAAAAGACAUAAAAGAGUUCGAUUCGAGCGAGCGCACGAUUCAUCGAUUCCUUUCGAACGCCUGUAAAAGUCGAUUCAACAAUGUUGCCAAUUAUGAUGAGGUUCUUGAUCCCAAAGAUCACGAGUUCUACGUGCACGCCAACACAAUUCGAUCGCCAUGGGGCAAUUUUAUAAUUGCACAGAAGCCGAUAAGCGAGACGCUCGGCGAUUUUCUGCACCUUCUUUGGAUUUACAAUGUGCGUACGAUUGUCUCAAUGCUGACACCGGAAGACACCGGCGAGUAUUUCGAUGUGGCCGUUGGCGGAAAAUAUACGAGUCUUUUCCGUUAUACUAUGAAAACAUUGAAUGUGUUCAAUGAGAAGCAGGGCAUCACUGUGUACCAAUGCGAGUUGUCUUCGUUCCGCGCGCCGGGUCCCGCGAGAAUGAUUUAUAUCGUUUGUUGUCCGACUCCGGCGUCCGGACCAAGGAAUGCUCGAAUGCAUUCGGUUGCCCUCGAGGUGAUGUGGGCUUGCGAGGAGACGAACGCGAUUGAGGGCUACAACACGACGGUUCUAGUUCAUGGCGAGGCCGGAACACGACGUUGCGCGGCGUUCGUCGCCAGCGCGAUGAUGUGUCGCCAAAUACUCGAAACCGGCAAAUUCUCGUCGAUGGACACUUGGGUCGAGAUUCGUAAGCGGCGUUAUGGCGCGUGCUCGCGACGACAAGACUUCUACUCGUCGCUUCUCACCGUUUUUCAAUUCUGCCACCAAAUUGGACUCGUUUCGGGAAAAGACGAAUCGUAUACUAAAACAACAAAUCUUCUAAACGAUUUGAUCAAUCGCGAGGCGAUUGCAUUCACCAAACCACCACCUUCGACACCACUUCCCGGAUCUUCCGCCAUGCAAUAA
Caenorhabditis bovis is the source of this 1014-nucleotide messenger RNA. NCBI's taxonomy places the organism in Eukaryota, Metazoa, Nematoda, Chromadorea, Rhabditida, Rhabditidae. The record is from the annotation of a GenBank genome assembly.